AUGGCUCAAUUUAUGAUGGAUCUAAAAGCAGAACACCGCACCAGCCCAUCAUUAUACCACCCAGUAUCUCCAAAAAUGCACGAAAUUUAUCGCCCAGACUCAACGGACUCGGGAGUCCUGGAUCUAUCCAAACGUCGUGAUUCCGUGGAAACGCGCAAAACUCCGUCGCCCUACAACAGCUUCAGUGAAGGAGGAUCCCCGCCGCUUCAGAGUUCCCCCAUCAAUUCCACCAAUCAACUGCUGAUGAACUAUCAUGCCAUUCAUCACCAGCCACGCGAUCUCUCGCCGAAAGCUAAAAUCCCAUACGAAUCGCCAAGCCAUUUGGAACAAGAACAUAAUCUGCCAGCUAGAUUCAAUCCGUCUCAAGGAUUCCCCAUCAAUCACCCAAUGCUCCCAAAGCAGGAAAAUUUUCCUCAACGUCCUGAGAUUAUUCCGUAUCUGCUUCAAUCCGCCGGUGCUAUACCACAUCCACCGUUUCUACGCAGUCCACUACAGCAAACCCGUGAAAUUGAUUCCCUAUCGGAAUCCGGCUCCGAAGGUCAAACACUUGCACCGAACAUGAAAGUGACCCAGCUGAAACAAUCGCCCGAUCAAACAACCAAUUCACCAGUAACUAGCGGACCCUACCCGAUGGUCAUCGGUCGCGACGGCAAACUAACUCGGCCCUUCAAAGCAUACCCCCGUGACCCACUGAGCCUUACCGCUGGUUUCAUGGCCAGUGAUUCCCUGCUCGAUACCAUGUCUGCCGAGAAGUACAACAUUUUUCGAAAACGAAUGCUCGAACACAUUCGUGCUGCCAACGGUGGUCAGCCUACUGUUUGUAACCCCAAAAUGCGUCGUCUAAACAAAUCCCUCAGCGAUGCAUCCGAAACGGAAAGCGUACCGGAUAAAAUGUCGGAAUACGGCGAACAACCAUCGCAGCAGGCCACGCCCUCCGAGGCGAGCAAAUCCAGUGAAACGGCAAACGGCAGCAACAGCAAUGGCGCAAGCGGAACAACGAAAGACGCCGCCUACUACGAACGGCGCAAGAAGAACAAUGCGGCGGCAAAGAAAUCUCGUGAUCGUCGACGAAUCAAGGAAGACGAGAUCACCAUUCGGGCGCAUUUUCUCGAGAACGAAAACAUGCAAUUGCGGUGUGAGCUGGCGGCAGCUAGGAAACAGCUGGCACUGUAUGGCGUUACGACCGUUUCGCCGUGA
This is a messenger RNA of Topomyia yanbarensis, 1197 nucleotides long. It is a transcript of the gene gt, whose product is annotated as protein giant. Gene Ontology annotation, biological process: regulation of transcription by RNA polymerase II. Gene Ontology annotation, cellular component: nucleus. Gene Ontology annotation, molecular function: DNA-binding transcription factor activity, RNA polymerase II-specific; RNA polymerase II cis-regulatory region sequence-specific DNA binding. The record is from RefSeq and is a predicted model, not a curated record. The transcript is spliced from 2 exons. Bases 1 to 1197 code for a protein of 398 amino acids. NCBI's taxonomy places the organism in Eukaryota, Metazoa, Arthropoda, Insecta, Diptera, Culicidae.